Silurus meridionalis is the source of this 5589-nucleotide messenger RNA. Its product is annotated as potassium voltage-gated channel subfamily A member 10. Gene Ontology annotation, molecular function: delayed rectifier potassium channel activity; protein binding. NCBI's taxonomy places the organism in Eukaryota, Metazoa, Chordata, Actinopteri, Siluriformes, Siluridae. Gene Ontology annotation, cellular component: membrane; voltage-gated potassium channel complex. The record is from RefSeq and is a predicted model, not a curated record. Gene Ontology annotation, biological process: protein homooligomerization; potassium ion transmembrane transport. The transcript is spliced from 2 exons. The coding region runs from base 358 to 2028 and encodes 556 amino acids.
CUCAGGUCUCUCAGUCCUCUCUGUCCUCCCUCUCAGUCUAAGAAACAAGCUGGUUCCUGUGCUGAGGACUUCUUUUCUUGUUUACCAGUAGCCUUUUGGCCUGGCCAAAGCAGAGACAAAAGAAAUGGAAAGGGGUGCCAUGUGAUCUCCUCACAUACCAACUUUCAAACAAAGUAUGUUUAAGAAGAUCAGGUGACGUUGUCUUGGGAUUUGUCUCCCUGCAACAAAUCGAUUUAGGAAGUCUGGAUCCUCAUCUAGCUUGCUGCACUGUGCAGUAUACAUAUAACAGUGGUUUCCACACAGCAGUUCAUCCUGGGUUAAGCAGCUCAAGUGUGCCCCAGGGAGGGCAGGGAGGCCAUGGAGGUUCCUCUGGUAAACUUUGAGAACCUGGACGACAUUGGAAUUAACCUAGGAGACCCAAGUGACUCAGGAUAUCCAGCUUCACCCUCUUCAGAGACACCAGAGCAUAACCAGCUGACCCGUGGUCUGGAUUCACCAGCGCAUUCACCACAAAGAUAUAGGAGGCCUGGAAACACAACAACCUCUCCUACAACACUCACUAAGAAAGGAACCUCAAGUUGCAACAGUCUCAUCUCUAACUGGAAGGUACUUAUGAACAGUGAAGGCAGCCCCUGUGAGGCUCUCCUAGGGAAGGUGGCUAAAGACUGCUGUGAUGACUUGUUUGCAGAAAAGCAGAACCUUGACGAAGGAGACCAAAGAGUAGUCAUCAAUGUCUCAGGAAUGAUGUAUGAGACAACUCUUAAAACCCUGAACCAGUUUCCUGACACUCUGCUUGGGGAUCCUAAAAGGAGGAUUGACUAUUUUGACCCCAUGAAAAAUGAGUAUUUUUUUGAUCGCAAUCGCCCAAGUUUUGAUGGAAUUCUAUACUUCUAUCAGUCCGGUGGUAAGAUCCGCAGACCAGCAAAUGUACCAUUAGAUGUAUUUGCUGAUGAGAUUGUCUUCUAUAGGCUGGGCCAUGAAGUGAUGGAACAAUUCAGGGAAGAUGAAGGUUUCAUCAAAGACCCCGAACCUCAGUUGCCGACAAGUGAACUUUACCGUCAGUUCUGGCUCUUAUUUGAAUACCCAGAGAGCUCUAGUGCCGCCAGAUCUGUUGCCGUAGUGUCUGUUCUUGUCAUCACUAUCUCCAUUUGUAUCUUCUGUCUAGAGACUCUUCCUGAGUUCCGUGAUGAUCAUGAAUUCCCCCAGAAAGUUGUUAACUUAACCCGUGAUGUCAAUGGAACACUUUUGUCCCCAAGUCCACCUCCCAAAUCCCUGGAAUCUACCUUUACAGAUCCUUUCUUUGUAGUAGAAACUAUAUGUAUAAUAUGGUUCUGCUUUGAGCUAGGAGUGCGCUUUGUUGUGUGCCCCAGCAAAAGUGAGUUUUUCAGCAACAUCAUGAAUGUGAUUGAUAUUGUUUCCAUCAUGCCGUACUUCAUCACAGUAAUCACAGAGCUCAUGGCCACUCAUGACUCAGCGGCAAAUCAGAACAUGUCUUUUGCCACAUUACGUGUCAUCAGACUGGUAAGGGUGUUCAGGAUCUUCAAACUCUCUCGUCAUUCCAAGGGGCUACAAAUUUUGGGGCAAACCCUAAAGGCCAGUAUGAGGGAGCUUGGCUUGCUCAUCUUCUUCCUUUUCAUUGGAGUCAUCCUUUUCUCCAGUGCCAUUUAUUUUGCUGAGGUUGAUGAACCUGAAACACAAUUUGUGAGCAUCCCAGAGGGGUUUUGGUGGGCUGUGGUCACCAUGACAACAGUUGGCUAUGGUGACAUGUGCCCAAUUACCUUGGGGGGAAAGAUGGUGGGAAUCCUCUGUGCCAUCGCUGGAGUGCUGACAAUUGCUCUGCCUGUUCCUGUCAUUGUUUCUAACUUCAACUAUUUCUACCAUCGUGAAACAGAGCAGGCAGAGAAGCAAGUGAUGGAUGCAGCUGCAGAGGCUGCUGCAAAUCAGAAGACUGAUGAUAAACAUGACAGUAACUAUUCUCUAGACAAGAGCAAUGGGAACUGGCCGACUGAAAAAAAUGGCAUUCCUUGAAACAUGUAGUGCUGCUAAAACCAGCAUUACUAGCAAUACAAAAAAAAGACAGAACAAAGAUGCACUUAGAAAACAUAAUUUUGGAUGAACACUAACUUAAUGUAAUGCAUAAAUCAACAGUACUUUUGCUGUAAAGUCAUAUCAGGAAACUUAGAUAGUGAUGCUGAGCAGGCCAAAGGCUGCUAAAAACACGGAUUUACCUUAAAAAAACAUUUUAGUCAAUCUGCCUUUUGAAGAACCAGAGUGGGGCAAUUACGAAGGCCGAUUAAGUAUCUUACCCCUUUAAUGCAUUCUAAGCAGCUUAUCAGCAGUAGAGAUUUAUUGGCACUGAACAAAAUGUAACAGCAAAAAUGUAAAGAUGCUUACUAUUUUUUUAAAGAAUCUACCUGCACUGAGGCUUCUAAAUGGUUAGAAAUUAGGUGCCUGUUUUCUUUUUUUUCCAGAGCCCAUUACUUGAUGAUUUUGCACACCUCACCUGCUCUCACAGCUGCACUUUGCUGAACAUGUUUUUCCUUGACACUCAUGCUGACAUAACCUUUGACACUGCUGCUUGAGAAGAAAAAAAAAGCUUACUCCAAACUGUCAUCCAUCCUUCAAUAUCUCUAAAGAUGUCCCUUUAGAUUUAUGAGUCUUAUUGGUUCGAGUUCUUACAACAGAUUGAGAUACUGUACUAUAUUUAGAUGACCCAUGCUGUCAUUAUAGCAUCCACUAUUUGUCCCACAUUAUUCAGGAGUUGCUAUUUAUACCAAGACAGUUGUAAAAUUGGGAGUGUGGCCUGUAACCUGGAAUGCAAAAUUCACAGCAUUACUGUGAAGCAUCAUAUCAUUUUGAUCACAUAGUUUAAACUGGGCAUGAAUCAAUGUGAAAGAUGUGUACAUUUUCUUAUGGUUGGUUUGCAAAAGCUACAUAGCAAUAUGUAGUAUAUAGUGUAAAUUCAAGCAAUAUAAUUGAAUCUGCUGUAUACAUGUAGAAUUUGAUAUUAAUCGAAGAUCUGAUGUUGCAGUACACAGCAAAUAGCUAAUGGCUUCACUCGUUCCCAAAAUAUGCACUCAGGAGUGUUAUGGCCAUAUAGUGCACACCAUGCAUGAGGUGAUCUCUGUUACUGACUUAUAGAACUACCUCUUAGUUUGAAUGCAGGAAGAAAGUCUAUCUAACGUGUUUUUAGAAGGCUAUUAGGUGAAAGUGUAGCAUAUGUUAACUGUAACCUUGGGACUUGUAGUUUAGCUAAGUUAGUCAGUGCUAAGACAGAGAGCAUGACAGUACUCUGCAUGAUAGCAUACAUACUGUUAAAAAAAAAAAACUCAACCAAAGCAACAAAAAGGAACUGUAAUUUAUCUCAUAUGUUUUAACCUAAAUGAUUACUUUAAAUUUUUUAUAACAUUUCAUAAUGCAUUACUAAAAUUAAAUUAUGAUUAUAUCUAACAAAUUAGCACACCAGUUAAUGUCAUGAAUAUACUUAAAUAUUGGUUCCUUGACUUGCAAACUCACAAACUUUCAGUAACUGCUUUAUCCUGAUUAGGUUAAGGAAUGUAUCCUGGGCCAGUUCAUCUCUGGACACCACACACACACACACUUCAAUGCUCUUAAAAUCGAAAUAUUAUCUUUAUUUAUUACCUACAAUUACAAAGUACUUGCACUGUACUCUGACAUACAACUAUGCAGUAACCAUAUGUUACAAAUGCUUUUUAGGAAAUUACACUUAUUUUUGAUUAAUAAUAAAUUGUAUAAAUGUCGCACAGCUGCUCAUUUUAAAUAGCAUUUUCAAAACCAUAUAGUACCAUUUACAUUCAUUCAUUAUAGCAAUAAAAUUCUGCACUUUUUAAAUUAAUUUUCCACUUAUAAUUGGUAAUUAACUCAAACAACUAUAGCAGAUAAAUGCCAUGCAUAAAAACUAAUGGUAAACUUUGUUUAAUUGUUUUCAAAACCAUUAUUUAAAAAUACAAUGCCAAAACCAGACUUAUUUAGUAUUAUUUAAACUGCAAUCUGACUUGAUGUCUUGUUUGGCAUUUAAUAAUCCAUUGUGUCAAUGGUAAAUGUUAUGGGAAGAAAAAAACACCAAUAAAAACAUUGCAUGCAUAGCAUAUGUUAGAAUGUACCGAUGUUACAUGUUCAUAAAAGCCCUAAGACCCUAAAAGGACACUUGGAAUGCUUACAGACCAUUGACAUUGCUAGCAGUAGUUUAAAGCCUUGAAAUUAUAAUAGAUUUAAGCAUUACAUGAAAGGGUGCAUGGAAAAAAAAAUGACCAUAGAAGCAUUAUAUUUUAAUCGUGAUAUUCUGAGUGCCUUUAAUUAAACACAAAUGUUAUAAAAUGAAAAAUAUAUUAUUUUCUUUAUCCUUUUUCAAACUGUCUAUGCAUUGUCCUGGUGCAGGGUUUGUGCAGUAUGCAUAAUGGUAUAUGCAUUAUGGUGUAAUAAAAUUGUAAAUUACUUCAUAUCAAAACUCAUGUACAAAGAGGUUUCCCUUUAAUCAAUGAUUCAUAAACAAGCAAUGUGUAAUGGAACAGCAGUGUUUUUUAUGUUGUUGUAAGCAUUUAUUAGUACUAAUUUCCAAAAUAUAUGACGUUAACCACAAACAUUAAAUUUAUGAUUCUGUUGGUUGAGAGAUUUUUGUUUUGACCAGGUGUGUGAAGUCUGAGAAAAUAUUAAUCUUUAAGUACACAUAGUAUCUCUGCCCUGUAUGUAAAGUAAUCUCAAAAAGUUAAAUGUCAAUGUUAGUCAUAGCUUGUCCACAGUAAUAUUAAACUAAAAGCUCCUCUGUGGAUAGAAUAUUUGAACCAACAUAAAAGACACCAUCAGUCUUGUUAAGAUUAAGUCAGACUUUUCUCAUUUCUAGAGAGUUCAGCUAAAUUCUUUCAUCUAACUGGCUUGAAUUAUCACAGAGGGAGUGAAAUAGAAAACCUACAUCCAAACUUAGCCAGCAGCUGACACUGCAGUUUUUCCUUCCUGAACCCAGUUUUAAUUUGGGUGCAUUGUUUGCCUCUAUCAUACCAAACGUCUCCAGCCACUGAGACUGAGUGACUUUGCUGAGUCAAAAUAUUUGAUCCAAGUUUUGUGUUACAUUUAUGGAAGCCCUAAUGACCUUCAGAUGUGACUUUGAAACAAUAGAAAAAACCUAUAAUACUAUAAUUAGCUCAAAUUUACCAAUGAGGUUUGAUGUGGUCACAGAAUUAAGACAGCCAUGGUUGUUAUAAAAAAUUGAGCAUUUUAUUACAUUACAUUAAGAGAAAAUGAUCACUAUAUGCAAUAUGAGUCAGCUUGACAUUUAGGCAUGAGGAAUGUGUUACCUGGAGGUGAAAGUGCAGCACUGGUAAUAAAAUAUUAAGCAGUUCAGACAGCAAUGCAACCUAAUAGCAUGCAUAUGUUAUGUAAGAGAAUGCUGUUGGAGAAUUCUGGUUAUGUUAGAUGACUGCUAAGGAUUGAGUGACAGACAUCUGAGUAGUGUUAUUUCUGCAGAAUAACAUAUUUGUUGAGUGUCUGUAAAAAUGAACAGGGAAGAAAUAGCUCAAAAGCCACAUUUUUUCAAUGUACUACGUUUUGAAAAUGAUGUCAAAUGAAUUCAGA